Messenger RNA from Penaeus chinensis, 2003 nucleotides. RefSeq names its product threonine synthase-like 2. The record is from RefSeq and is a predicted model, not a curated record. The transcript is spliced from 10 exons. Bases 370 to 1776 code for a protein of 468 amino acids. Lineage: Eukaryota; Metazoa; Arthropoda; Malacostraca; Decapoda; Penaeidae. Gene Ontology annotation, biological process: 2-oxobutyrate biosynthetic process; dephosphorylation. Gene Ontology annotation, molecular function: pyridoxal phosphate binding.
UUUCAUGUUAUAUUCUUUCACUCGCAAACAAACAUAUAAUUACACUCUGUCGUAAGUGUAAAACAUUCAUAUGUAGAACACUAUAGAUCUUUCAAGAGUACAUUAACGUAGAAGUAAUUUAAGACAUAUUCAACUACUGCAUGUAGAGGACAGCUAAUCCUGACAUUUACAUAGCAGUCGCUAAAUAAUGGAGGUGAUUUUGUAAGCAUUACUUUCAUAUUUCUUGAUUUAUUAGCAGGCGUAAAUUAAAUAAUAUUGUUUAUAGUGAAGGCCGAAUGACAUAUGAGGAAGCCAGUUUGGGUGGCACAAAGCAAAAAUAAAUGCUUCCAUUAACCUCAUUAUUUUAAACUGAAAUAAGAAGGGAAAAAAAUGAAGUAUUGUAGUACAAGAGGAAAAGAGAGAGGAUUGUCAUUCAAGGAUGUUUUGUUUUCAGGGUAUGCUAAAGAUGGUGGUCUUUAUAUGCCUGAAGUCAUCCCAAAACUGAAUGAAACAGAGGUAAAAGAAUGGUCAACACACUCUUAUCCAGAUCUUGUGUAUCUUAUUUCACGCAAGUUCAUUUCGGAGGAAGAAAUUCCUUCGCAUGCUUUGAAAGAUAUCAUAAAUGGAAGCUUAAAGAGAUUCCGUACACCAAAGAUCAUCGAGAUAGAAAGGCUAGAAGGAGGCCUAAAUAUUGUGGAACUCUUUCACGGGACAACCUUAGCAUUCAAAGACUUGGCUCUCUCUAUUGUUGGAGGAUUACUUGACUUCUUCUUGAAGGAGAACAGUGAACAUGUCACUGUUCUGAUAGGAACUUCAGGUGACACAGGCAGUGCAGCCAUAGAGAGUGUACGAGGAAGAGAGUCCAUUGAUAUUGUGGUUCUGCUUCCUCAUGGUCGCUGCACUCACAUUCAAGAACUACAGAUGACAACUGUGAUAGAAGAUAAUGUACAUGUUUACUGUGUUGAGGGCACAUCUGAUGAAUUGGAUGAGCCAAUCAAACGUUGUUUUGCUGAUGAGGGACUUGUUGCUGAGCACCGAUUGAUAUCCAUUAACUCCAUCAACUGGGGUCGCAUCAUGGCUCAAGUUGCUCACUUCUUCUAUACAUAUUACCAUCUCUGCUCCUCUGUAGGCCAGCCUGUGAAGAUUGUAGUGCCCACAGGUGCAGCUGGCAAUAUAGCAGCUGGAUGUCUUGCCCAGAAAAUGGGUCUUCCUAUUACUUUGGUGGCUGGAGUCAACACCAAUGACAUUGUUGCCAGAACACUGAGUAGCGGAGACUUUUCCAUCAGAGAGAAUGUCUGCCAGACUCUGGCACCAGCAAUGGAUAUACAGGUCCCUUACAAUGUAGAGAGGUUGAUUUACUUGCACACAAAUGGAGAUACAAAGAGAGUAAAGGAAGUAAUGGAUUCUUAUGAAGAGGUUGGGAAGGCUGCUGUACCUGAAGACAUCUUGAGGAGCUUGAAGAACAUUGUGGUUGAUACACUUGUAGUAGAUGACUCCCAGAUAACAGAAGUAAUGAAGAAGGUUUACAAAGAACAUAACUACAUCUUGUGUCCACACACAGCAACUGCAGCAGCCUACCAUUACAUUAGCAAGGAAGAGAAUCCACGUGGCUAUAUUGCAACAGCUUCACCAGCAAAGUUCCCAGAGGCAGUAGAGAAAGCAGGGGCACAGCCUGUCACAGAGGGUAUCAGCCACCUUGAAGACCUCCCAACAAAAUUUAUGUGGAUGAAGAAGGGAGAAGAUUGGUACUCCAUUCUUCGCAAUAAGAUAGAAGCAAUCUCUUCCAAGAAGGAGUAAAGAAGGAAAAUAAGAUGUAUGUUCAUGAUGAUUUUUUUUCUGUAAUGAAAAGGAUAAAAGUGUGGUUUUUAAUAUUUGUUUAGCUUUGGGUCCAUUUUUCCAAAUGCACCCAAAAUAGUUAUAAUGAUUCUACUGAUUGUAAUAAUGAAAUGAUGAUGCUAAUAAUAAUAAUAAUAAUAAUAAUAAUAAUAAAAAUAAUAAUAAUAAUAAUAAUAAUAAUGAUAAUA